Molecule: messenger RNA, 1621 nt
Organism: [Torrubiella] hemipterigena
Lineage: Eukaryota; Fungi; Ascomycota; Sordariomycetes; Hypocreales; Clavicipitaceae
Source: the annotation of a GenBank genome assembly
CCGCUAAAGGCCGCUGGAAGAAGGGGCUGUGUCACUCUAGUUUCUCUUGGUGGCGCGCCAAGUUUGACAGAUGGAUUGCCUCGUCCUUGAUUCCUGUCCUCUAAAAUAAUAUUAUACACUUUUGCCCUCUUCUACUCUUUUUUCCUUUAAUAUUUUCCUAUCGUCUCUACGGCGGCCAUUCCUUUUGUCUUACCGCAGCGUGCGUUCAGACCGUUUCAUCAUCACCGCUGGCCAUUCCCCGACCGCCGCGUCACCCGUUUCCCGCACGGCUUCGCCACCACCCCUUUGCCGUGUGCCCGACGAUACCUUCACUCAACCAUCCCUCUUGUUGCUACAUCGCCAGAUUAAUCGCUACCUGCAAACAUGGCGGGAGGAUACGCGAGGGUAUGUACCGAUGAAGAACACCUUUUACCGGGUGCUGACAGACUCCAGGUCAACCCCCAAGACGAUGACGACCAUCACGAGAGCAAGCCUGUCGAGGCCACGCCCAACUCACCGCCGCCCUCUUUUCGCUCACGAGCGUCGUCUACGACACGGAAUAGACAGGUGAAUGCGGAUCUUGAGGAUGCCUUUGGCAGCGACGACGACGAAAGCGACGACGAGACCGACGAUAGACAGCGCCUAGUCUCGCAGACUACGCCGACAACUACCACACCCCCUUCAUCAACAAGCAGCACUACACAGCAGCGAUAUGCACCCGUCCCUAGCACGCCUGUAGGCCGAGUUAUUGGCGGAGGCAGCGGCAGCGACGGCGUAUUUGCCAACAUGUCUGCCAGACCAGAACGCACCAACGGAGCCUCUGAAAAGGACGAGCAGCCACCGACGUACGAGCAAGCUGCAGCUGACCAGGCCCCUCCAUACUGGGAGACCAGCAUCCUGGUGCCCGGCCUUGGCGGCUACGACGAAGUCUUCGUGGACGGCAUGCCCGUGGGCUCCGUCUUUUCGUUUGCAUGGAACGGCAUGAUUUCAACAUCGUUCCAGUUUGUCGGUUUCUUGCUGACAUACUUGCUACACUCGACACACGCUGCCAAGAACGGCUCGCGAGCUGGUCUGGGCCUCACUAUGAUUCAGUACGGCUUUACUAUCCGCGACGACCUCGACUCCGAGACGCCAGGCGCACACGGCCCCGAUGGCUACGCUGCGCCAAAGGACCCCAACUCGCACAACCUGGACGCUGCCGAUGCAGCCGGCUCUGCGUACGACCAAAUUUCCGUGGAGGAGUGGUUCUCGUAUGUCCUCAUGGUGGCGGGCUGGUUCAUCCUGAUCAAGUCGGUGGCCGACUUUUUGCAGGCCCGCAAGACGGAGCAGCUCAUAAUGGAGAGCCCGAGCCGCGGCCUGAAUGUGCCUAUUAUUGCGGAUGGCGAGUCUUCUGAGCAUGUCGUCUAACCUAAAAGACAUGUCGAGCAAGGACGUUGUUAUUAUACAUAUUAUAUACGAGAGAAGGGCAUUGGCGAGAUUGAUGGAAAUCUGGCUCCGGCGUUAACUUUGGAUUGGACUGCAUUUUCGGUUUCUUUAUGAGUGUAGAAGAAGCCUGUCGCUCUAGCAAGCAUUUCAUUUUUGUAGUGAAUACACACUAAUCAAUCAACAUGACAGUCAAUAGAUUAUGUUUGUGAGAAUGUGG